Molecule: messenger RNA, 9238 nt
Organism: Cheilinus undulatus (humphead wrasse)
Lineage: Eukaryota; Metazoa; Chordata; Actinopteri; Labriformes; Labridae
Gene: atp13a3
Product: ATPase 13A3
Exons: 34
Coding region: 285-4118 (1277 amino acids)
Biological process (GO): intracellular calcium ion homeostasis; polyamine transmembrane transport
Cellular component (GO): late endosome membrane
Molecular function (GO): ATPase-coupled monoatomic cation transmembrane transporter activity; polyamine transmembrane transporter activity; P-type ion transporter activity
Source: RefSeq, a predicted model, not a curated record
CUGAGCUGUCAACGCAGCAAGCCCUCUGCUCAGCCUGUCUGUUGCGACAACGGUUUUCUUUUAAACUUAGCCCUUCUUUCACUUCAACGACGUUUUCCUUCAGAUAACAGCAGCUCUCUUCUCAUUAUGACUCGAAGGUGAUCUUCAGAGUGUCCAGGUGGUUCUGGGGUUCCAGGUUGGUGUGGUGAGAGAGCAAGCUAUUUGCAGGGAGGAGGACCGCCUGGGGCAUCUUGUCCUUGGCUCGCAAGUAACAAAGGCACGGGCUUGGCAAACUGUUCUGCAGCAUGGAGAAGGAAGACCUGAAAGUCCUCAACAAAGGGGAAGAAGAGGAGAUGGAGCUGCAGGGCUACCGUCUAUGUCGUUGGCGGCUGGCGCUGGUGGGCCUCGGGGUGCUGUGUACGGGGGGCUUCCUCCUCCUGCUGCUCUACUGGAUGCCAGAGUGGUGCGUCAAAUCCACCUGCAUCCGUACCACAGCCCGUGAUGCUGAAGUGGUGUUGCUGCGCUCCACGGAUGAGUUCCGGCGCUGGUUCCUGGCCAGGGUUCGAGUGAUGCUGGCCCCAGGGAGCAACCCCUUCCACAGCCUGGACACCCAGACCACCUCCCCUUCCUCCCCCUCCACCCCUUCCUCCCCUUCCACUCCCUCCCAUCCCUUCUCCUCUCCUGUCUCCCCUCCUCUGGCCAACGGACAUACCCCCCAUCCCUCCGAUGGCAGCCCCGCUCAGGAGCUCAUCCAUAGAUUUGCAGACUACCAGCCCAUACAGAUUCGCUAUUUUACCUUCCAUAGCACAAAGUAUUAUUGGAACGACGAAGUGCAGAACUUUGAAGUUUUAAACGGCCUGGAGGAUCUGCAAGUCAGCUGCUCCACUCUCCAUACGGAGCACAGUGCAGGCCUGUCCAGGAACCAGCAAGAGUACAGGAGACUGUUCUUCGGAGUGAAUGAAAUUGCAGUGAAAGUGCCUUCUGUUUUCAAGCUGCUUAUCAAAGAGGUCCUCAACCCUUUCUACAUCUUCCAGCUCUUCAGUGUGAUCCUGUGGAGUGCCGAUGAGUAUUACUACUAUGCUGUGGCCAUCGUUUUCAUGUCAGUUAUAUCCAUAGCUACCUCUCUGUACACCAUCAAAAAGCAAUACGUCAUGCUUCACGACAUGGUGGCAGCUCACAGUAUUGUUCGUGUGUCUGUAUGCCGAGCCAACAAGGAUAUCGAUGAGAUCUUGUCCACUGACCUUGUGCCUGGUGAUGUGAUGAUCAUCCCCAGCAAUGGGACCAUCAUGCCAUGUGAUGCUGUGCUGGUCAGCGGCACCUGCAUCGUCAAUGAAAGCAUGCUCACAGGUGAGAGCGUUCCUGUGACAAAGACCAGCCUCCCUAACCCAACACCAGGGGAGAGAGAAGAGGAGGUGGGCAGUGCCUACAACACAGAGGAUUACAAGAGACACACACUAUUCUGUGGCACCAACGUCAUCCAGACCCGUUUCUACACAGGAGAACUGGUUAAAGCUGUGGUGGUCCGCACAGGUUUCAGCACAGCCAAAGGCCAGCUGGUGCGCUCCAUCCUUUACCCAAAACCCACCGACUUCAAGCUGUACCGCGAUGCCUACCUCUUCCUGCUGUGUCUGGUGGCUGUGGCUGGAAUAGGCUUUGUCUACUCCAUUGUCCUCAGCAUCAUGAACAAGGUGCCAGCUAAGACCAUCAUCAUUGAGUCCCUGGACAUUAUCACUAUCACUGUGCCACCGGCGCUGCCAGCCGCAAUGACUGCUGGCAUUGUGUACGCUCAGCGACGCCUCAAAGACAUCGGUAUUUUCUGUAUCAGUCCACAGAGGAUCAAUAUCUGUGGACAAAUCAAUCUGGUCUGCUUUGACAAGACUGGAACUCUGACAGAAGAUGGAUUAGAUCUGUGGGGAAUCCAGAGGGUUGAAAAUGGGAGUUUCCACUUGUCAGAGGAAAAUGCCUAUAAGGAAAAUCUUGUCAAGUCCCAGUUUGUGGCCUGUAUGGCCACCUGCCACUCUCUCACUAAAAUAGAUGGCCAGCUGUCUGGAGACCCACUAGACCUAAAAAUGUUUGAGGCUACAGGCUGGAUUCUGGAGGAGGCCACUGAGGAGGAAACAUCCCUCCACAACCGUAUCAUGCCCACUGUAGUUCGACCCCCAAAACAGCUGUUGCCACAAGAGCCUGCAACCUCACCUGAGCAGGACGUGGAGUUAUAUGAAAUCUCGUCAGCGUAUGAGAUCGGUAUUGUACGUCAGUUCCCCUUUUCCUCAGCACUCCAGAGGAUGAGUGUGGUGGCUCGUCUGCUGGGAGAGAAACGUAUGGAUGCCUAUGUAAAGGGAGCUCCAGAGGUGGUGGCCAGUCUCUGCAGGAAAGAGACAGUGCCAGAAGACUUUGCAGAGAUUUUGGAGGGCUACACCAAGCAAGGUUUCAGGGUCAUAGCUCUGGCUCAUCGUCGACUUGAAUCCAAACUCACCUGGCACAAAGUCCAGAAUGUCAACAGGGAUCACAUUGAAUCAAACAUGGAGUUUCUGGGUCUGAUCAUUAUGCAGAACAAGCUGAAGGCAGAAACCCCAGGGGUGCUGCAAGACCUCCACCGUGCACACAUUCGCACCGUCAUGGUUACUGGUGACAACAUGCUGACAGCCAUCUCUGUGGCCCGGGACUGUGGGAUGAUCCCUCCCCAGGACACUGUCAUUAUUGCUGAUGCCCUCCCUCCACAUAACGGUCAAGCUGCCAAGAUCACAUGGAGAUACGCUGACAAACCAACCAAGAUAUCCCGCCUGGAGGAAGUGACAAUCAGUCUGGAAGAUAACUUCCACAUUGAUGAGCAAAAACCACAAGAGCUGUACCACUUUGCAAUGAAUGGAAAAUCCUUUGCUGUCAUCGAGGAACAUUUCCCUGACAUGCUUCAAAAGCUGGUGCUUCAUGGGACAGUGUUUGCCAGAAUGGCCCCAGAUCAGAAAACCCAGCUAAUUGAGGUGCUGCAGGGUGUAGACUACUUUGUUGGGAUGUGUGGAGAUGGAGCAAAUGAUUGUGGGGCUCUUAAAAGAGCUCAUGGUGGAAUCUCUCUGUCAGAGCUUGAGGCAUCUGUAGCUUCCCCCUUCACCUCCAGGACUCCCAACAUCUCCUGUGUGCCCAGCCUUAUCAGGGAGGGUCGUGCUGCUCUCAUCACCUCCUUCUGUGUGUUCAAAUUCAUGGCGCUCUACAGCAUCAUCCAGUACAUCAGUGUUACUCUCCUCUACUCUAUCCUCAGUAACCUUGGAGAUUUCCAGUUCCUCUUUAUUGAUAUUGCCAUCAUCCUCCUUAUUGUCUUUACCAUGAGUUUAAACCCAGCGUGGAAAGAACUGGUGUCUCGUCGCCCUCCAUCAGGUCUGAUCUCAGGGCCUCUGCUGUUCUCUGUGCUGACCCAGAUCCUCAUCUGCUUGGGCUUCCAGACCAUCACAUUCCUCUGGGUCCGACACCAGCCCUGGUACACAGUCUGGACUCCACAUACAGAUGUAUGCAACCAGUCUUCAUACAUCAAUGAGUCUGACCACAACGAUACAGAAUUGGACGACCACAACAUCCAAAACUUUGAGAACACCAGCCUCUUCUAUGUGUCCUGCUUCCAGUAUCUCAUAGUCGCCAUUGUUUUCUCAAAGGGGAAACCUUUCAGGCAGCCGAGCUACAAGAACUGGCCUUUUGUGGUAUCUGCUGCCAGUUUGUAUGUUUUCCUACUGUUCAUCAUGUUCUUCCCAGUCAGAAGCAUUGAUGAGUUUUUAGAGAUUGUUUGUGUUCCAUUUGAAUGGAGACUAAGACUCUUUCUCAUCGUCUUAGUGAAUGCUGCCGCAUCUGUUUUGAUGGAGACCUUCAUCCUUGACAUCGUCUUAUGGAAGCUUGUGUUCAGCCGAGACAAACAGGGCAGCUUUGUCGACACUCCUGCCGCCCCGACACCACAGAGGAGCAUAAACCUGGGGACGCACAAAUGUCUGUCCUGGCUGUGCUGUCCACACAAGAUGGCACCCAAAGCCCGCUACAUGCAUCUGGCCCAGGAGCUAAGUGUGGACCCUGACUGGCCUCCAAAGCCAACUACCACAACUGAAGCCAAGCCCCGCCCAGAAAAUGGCUCCACCUAUCACAUCAUGGUCAACUCCUAGCACCCCCAAAGCCCCUCCCAGUCUUUAAUUUCUCCCAUAAAUGUGUUCAGUGAACGCACAUUAAAUCCCUCAAAGGUAAAUGGUUGAGACUCUCAUCUCAAACUGUAGAUCUAGAGAUUUUACUGCUAAAAUAUAACACAGAAGCACCAAAUAAAGCUGAGUUUAAGUCCUCUCAGCACUCUGGCUUACACAUUCAUGUACUCUCAGGUCUCUCUAGCUCAUCUAUGGUCAUUUUAACAUUAAGUAAAAGUAGGACCCCUUCCUUUCUGUCUGGAACUGAAUAAAACACAGGAUCAAUGGAAAGCUGAUCAGCCAGCUCUUAUAUGUUGACUUCUUUAGAUUACCUUUUCUGAUUUAGAUUCUUUAAAGGGUAAAGGAGUGCAAGAGUGAGCCCUCUUCCCAGUCCAUUAAAGCCUUUUCCUGACAUAUAUGUGAUGGCACACUUGCCAAGGAGGAUGUCAAGUAAUUGCAUUGAUUCUGUAACUACAAUAAUAAGGCAGCCAAACUAAGGAACCAUUGUACUAGAUGUCAAUUUAAGGUGCAGUUAAAAAAUCACUUAAAAACAAUACAUUAAGAGGCAUGCGCUGACUAAAAUGACAGGUAACAGAAGUAGUAUUGUGAAAAGUGACUUUAAGAGUUGAAAGUGGUUAAGUGGUGAAGCUGAAGGUGGUUGGACUGAGUCAGAUACAUAUAGUUGACUUUGAGUGCUACCAUGUAGCUGUCUUAUACAGAUCACGUACAUUUAGAAGUACAAAACCCUUUUCAUGAGUCAGCAUCACCACUUUGCAAGCACUCAUUAGAGGGAAUAGAUUCAUAACCCCAAAAAUAACUUAUAUUAGACCUUGAAAAUGCUCCCCAGAAACCAGUAUUCACUUAUUUUUUCAAGCAUGCUGCCAAUGUAGCCAGGUCUAAUGGCUAAAGUUGUUUUUCUGCAGAGCCCCAGGUAAAAUAUGCUAAUCUAAAGACAUUACACAAUUGGUAAACAACAAAACGAGGACCAUAAAAAUUGUAGCUGUGGCUGCAUUUUUUUUUUCAGACAAAACAUACCAUCAACAACAACAACAACACCAAAACACAGUAAGACAUCGCCAGACAUAAAGAAAAAAAAAAUCAAAAUUACAGGUUACAAUACUAGUUACAUGGGGAUUUUAACACAUUAUUCCAAAACUAUAACAUAAUCAGAGCUAUAGUAAAGGAGUGGUACAUGAACUCCAAUGAUGUGAAUAUGCCUAAGGCAGACCACCAGGGGUGCUAUUUAUUCUUCCAAGUAUAGUUUCCAUUUAACCCAUCUUUUAAUGUGUAAGUCAUUUCACAGUCUCAAUAAGAAAGUCAACCUUUCUAACUCAUGAAUUUCUUUAAUAAUUUCAACCCAAUUAUCUGCUGUGGGGGGAUCUAUCUGUAACCAGCCUUUUUUGCUGCUGCUGUAAAUAUUUUCCACUGUGGUUGCAUUUUCAAUCUUAAGUUACAUGAAAGAUGAUAAAUUUUUCAUAAUGUCUUGCAAAAAAUGGUGGACGAAAAGGAAAGGAGACUUUUUCAGCGUCAGGCUGGGACCCGUGGAAGGAUGUCCACUGUUUUUGUCAGUUCUCAUAGUUUAGCUUUAGGCUUUUUACAAAGAGAAUGUUAAGUUUUAAAAAGUAAAAUACAAAAAAAGACAUUGAGAACAGAAACAAAUCAGCUUUUAAUGACAUGUUAGCAUAGCAAAUGUUUGGGUUUGUUACAAACUGAAAUGUGUUGAUUACUGUUUCAUGUAUUGCUGUGAGACUCAGACAUCCAUGGUCCAGGUAUUUCAUGUCCUUCCACCACCUGCUCAACGCCUGUUUAUUUUUAAACAGGAUGCCUUUAAAUCUAAUAACUGAAUUUUCACCAACCUAAGCUGUGCUUUCAUAUUACUGCUAUGAUUGCAUGUAGAUAUUUAAUGUUACUUCAUAACUCUGGUAGGACAGGGAACAUUAUGGCUUUUCCUCUAGCACUCCCUCCAGGCCAAACCUUUUUCCCAGAUUGAUGAAGAUUUAAGAACGUCAAACUUGACUCGUCUUAGGCUUUUCUUUUGGACCCAUGAUGUAGAAUCUAAUAUUUUUGAACAUAAGAGCCAUGACCUGUCCGCAAACUAUGACUUCAGAAUGCUUACUAUGACUUGCAUGAAGCCAGCUCCCUUAUUAUCAUAUUCUGAAGACUUGAUGGUUUAAAUCCUUGAAAUAUCACUACAGAUGCAGCAUAACUGUAGACUUUAGAAACAUUCACAUCAACAUCUCCGUAUUUAAAAGAAAACUGCAGAAGAAACUGCAUGAAUAUGGCUGGUUACUGUAGAAAGUUAACCACAUGCAUGACAUCAUAUACAUCAGUACGUCUAUAAAGUCAUGUAAGAUUAGCUUUAGAAAGCCAACAGUAGUACUAAUGUCCUUUUUUUAGAAGAAAAAUUCUUCCCAUGGAAGACUGAUAAAGGCGUUUAUGCAUCUCAUUAGCUCGCUGCUCUUCGCACAUUUAAAAUAUCCAUGCAGCACAAGCUGCAUAUGAUAGAUGGACCAUAUAUAAUUGUAUUCUUGCAUUUAACAGAGGCUAUCUGCGUAGCCAAGGGCUAUGUUUUAUGUUCAAUGCUCCCCCUUUUUAUUUAAAGUGCUGCCACACAGAAGCUAUCUUUAAAGAUCAACCACUUGCUUCAUCAGACUUUAAGAUGGCUUAAAAAGAUUGUAGCUUCAUCUUAAAACUAUAAAAAUGUCUUCUGAUCUGAUAAAGAGGCAGUUGGCACUAAAUGAGUGAAUUAAGAUGUCCUUCACUUUAAGUUAUGUUUUUUAGCCAUAAUUGAUCAGUUAAAAUAAUACCGAGUCAUUCACUAAGUGAUGACGACAGGAGACCUCUUUACAGCCACCAUGUUAGCUAUCAGAGACUGUGUUUAGUUCUCAAAGAGGCCGAACAGUGACUCCACGCACAGUGCCGGUUUGCCCAUACUCAUAGCAGCCUUCCUUCCAUAAAUUGUAUGGAUUAAUGUCAUUGGUUUCAACUACUUAAGUAUCCAGUAGUACACCAAUUCAGACACGUGUCCAACUAAAAGUAAAGUUGCUCUUACUCCUUAACAGAAUAAGACAAUAUAUUUGUCAAAAAUCUGGUAGAACACUGGAUUAAAUGUCACUUCAUCAUGUAUAACACAUUUAGCUUGUCUAUUGAUUAUCAGUUAUUAUCAUAGAGGAUAAAUCAUAACACAUUUCCAAACAGUCUGAUGUUGCUUAGUUCUAAGAAGCCAUUAAUAGCUGAAAUAAUUGUAAUAGAUUUACAAAUCCAUUCUUUUAUAACAAGCUCAAAUGUGAUCUGUAACCAUACUUUGAAUGAAUACAUUGUUUAUGUUCAAAGCAAAGUAUAUUGUUAGAGUAUUUUUCUGGUAAAUUAUCAGUGUAUCGAAGAAAAUAUGUUUGAGUAAAGUGAUUUUAAAUGCAUAAUGUGGCUCAAGUUGACCCAGUGUGCCAAUUUGUGAAAGGAUUUGGAGACACUGUCAAAGAAGUAUCUGAUUAACCUUUUUUAUUUUAUUUGAUAUCAACUAUCGUACUGGUGUGAGUGAGCCUGCGUCACUUUACUGUUUUGUGACCUACUGAGGCUAGAAUUGAAUGUUGAAGAACAAAAUUUGUUGAUUUAUUGCAAGGCAAUACAAUGUGUAUUGAAUCUAUUUCCAAAGAGUUUUCGUUGCAUAUGUAUUUAAAAAAAAAAAGUAUGGAAAAAGUUUAAUUUAGCCUGUGUUAAUUCUGUCAGAUAAGAUUUGAUUCAGUAGAAAGUGACUUUAACAAUGAUAGUUACUGUAGAGAUUGGACUUUAUCUGUAUAUAUGGGAUUUGCAUUUCUAAUGUGUGCAUAGGAGUCAGAAGAUUUAGUUAUAAAAAUGUAUGUUUUUUGGAUUAUCAAAGGGCUGGUGUGUGUUUUCUACUAUUUUGGUACUGUGUUACAAUCAGUUGUAUGUCUACUUUUGUUUUUGUUAUGUCUGUUGGGUUUAUUUGUACCUUCACUUUUAAAACUUAUUAUCUUUGGGCAUUUAUUACACAAUAUGAGUCAGAUAUUGUGAAGUAUGAUUGGGGCACAUGAAUCAAUGUUUGUUCUGUCUCAGAUGAAUGCAACAAGCACCUGCAGUCAAAUUAGAGGAAACUUAAACUCAAACCAUCCUGAAUGGAAAGAUUAUUUUUUUCUUCAGGUCACUAAAGUCGAUUCUCUCUUCUGCUUACUUGUUGCUUCUUUUCAGUCUCAGUGCUUUUACACAAGAAGGGAAUUUGUGUCAUUAAGUCUUGUUGCGUCCUCUCAACAGAUUCACAAUUUGAGCAACAUCAGACAAUCAUGUUACUUUUCUGUCUAGUCACUAAAUGUACUUAUUUCACUAUCUAAAAUCUUUUCUAUCCAUGUAAAAUGAAAAUGUAAUUGGCAAAAAGAAUGUGCAUUGCUGCUCGAUAUCAGCAGGCUGUUGAAAUGAUUUUAUUGCUGCUAUGGGCAAAAUGAUUCAGUCUUAGCUGUGUCAUAAACGUGCACCUUGAUACAGAAAAUUCAUCAAUUUAAUGAUGUGCAAAGUGUAAAUACUACUACUGCUUUUCUUCAACGCUUCAGCUUUGCCUUUUAAUCUGACACAGCUACGUCAAAGCUAGGAUUUUAUGCUGAAACCUCUUUGCUCUUCUCCAGGUACAACAUAUACCGACUGUUGACAGUUAGCAUCGGCCUCUUAUUCACAUCAUGUACUUUUAAAACACCAUCAAAUGGCAUUUAGAUUGAGUCAGCCACUGAGUAUUUGAAGCCUCAUGUGGAUGCUGUUUCCUCAGGGAAAUGUGUCUAUUUGUAAUGAAAAGAGAAAAUAAUAAAAGUUGAUACCCAAGCUGAAUGAAAAUGUACUGUUGGUAAAACUUCAUCACAGUCCAUCUGUAUGUCAGCUCUUUCAGUGCGUUUUUUUGGUGUGGUUUUUGUUUGUAGCUCCCACACCUCAGCAAGGGGCUUGUCUGGAGUAUUAUUAUUGGCAGAAUUGUACUUUUUUUUUUUUUUUUUUUUGAAAAUUUUGUACCUUAUAAUUUAUUUUUAUUUAUUUUAUUUUCUCUUUUCCCUGAGGAUUGUAUUUUAGAUUUUUCUUGAUUUCUUUCUUUUCAAUAAAUGUUCUCAAAAUUG